Messenger RNA from Myripristis murdjan (pinecone soldierfish), 1904 nucleotides. RefSeq names its product growth factor independent 1A transcription repressor b (gene gfi1ab). Gene Ontology annotation, biological process: regulation of transcription by RNA polymerase II. The transcript has 6 exons. Gene Ontology annotation, molecular function: RNA polymerase II cis-regulatory region sequence-specific DNA binding; DNA-binding transcription factor activity, RNA polymerase II-specific. The record is from RefSeq and is a predicted model, not a curated record. NCBI's taxonomy places the organism in Eukaryota, Metazoa, Chordata, Actinopteri, Holocentriformes, Holocentridae. Bases 3 to 1142 code for a protein of 379 amino acids.
AAAUGCCCCGCUCCUUCCUGGUGAAGAGUAAAAAGGCGCACAGUUACCACCGGCCCCGAACUUUAGAGGAUGACUACAGCAGGCUGGAUACAAUAUUAGCGCAUAUAUGCUCAGACGCAGAUAAGCUCCCAGAGGAUGCGGACAGCAUGGCGGUGGAUGGGUACGGCCUCUCGCCUGAUUCUCACCUAGUCGACGCUGGUGAUUUUUCGCCCAAGUCCCCUCUAAGCUGUGCGGGGAGUUUAUGCGGCCGCUCCCCGGACUAUGAGGAUUUCUGGAGGCCGCCAUCUCCUUCUGCAUCACCAGUUGAUUCUGAGAAAUCUCUGUCGCCUUUGGUGGAUGAAACCCAGCCCUUCACAGCCCCCUUCCGACCGUACGCCUGGAGCAGCUACCCGGGCCCGGAGCUGCGGCACCUGGUGCAGCAGAGCCUCCAUCCCGACAUGGAGCUUGACAGGGGGCCGCCGCUGGCCUUCAGCCACCCGGCCCUCUUCAGCGACAGGGCGCUAGGAGAGGAGGCUUAUAGCGACUACGGGAGGAACCCUGUCGGUCUGCUGUUUCCGGAGGGAGGGCUGCACGGAAAACCGCAUGUCAAAGCGCAGUCUGACCUACUCUGCUCUAGUCUCAUCCUCAACGGAGCCUUCAAGUGUGUCAAGUGCAGUAAGGUAUUUUCCACUCCUCAUGGUCUGGAAGUUCACGUCCGCAGAUCACACAGUGGGACCAGGCCAUUUGCGUGUGAGGUCUGCGGUAAAACUUUCGGACACUCAGUCAGCCUCGAACAGCAUAAAGCUGUGCAUUCACAGGAAAGAAGCUUUGACUGCAAAAUCUGUGGUAAAAGUUUCAAAAGGUCGUCCACUCUAUCGACGCACCUGCUCAUCCAUUCGGACACCAGGCCUUACCCUUGCCAGUACUGCGGGAAGAGGUUUCAUCAGAAAUCAGACAUGAAAAAGCACACCUUCAUCCACACAGGUGAGAAGCCGCACAAAUGCCAGGUGUGUGGGAAAGCUUUCAGCCAGAGCUCCAACCUCAUCACACACAGCAGGAAACACACGGGCUUCAAACCUUUCGGCUGCGACCUCUGCGGCAAAGGUUUCCAAAGAAAAGUGGAUCUGAGGAGACACAAAGAAACACAGCACGGACUGAAAUGAACUGCCCCAUAUAAAACAUAUCCACGGCAGAAAUACCCACGACACAUCUUUUAAUCCAGCAUUUUGUCUUAAAAUAUUAGGCUAUUUUUUUUCUUUGAACAAGUGAGAAAAACUCUCAGCGGGGUUAAGGUAUAUUUCACCUAUUUCUAAUGCAAGUUUACGUGGGUGAGGACAUUUCUUGGAUCUAGAGUCUCAUUUUCAUGAUAUGUGAUCCGCUUGUUUUGUUUUAUGAUAUUUAGGCUUAUUUAGCGCCCGACAGGUGAAACUGUGUUGGUAAGAGGUGAAAUCAGUCAAUCAAUUCCGUUGACAGAUUAUUUCACUUAAAGAAAAUUUUAACUCUAGCCUCUAUGAGAAUAAAAGUCUUAAGACGGAUGUUCUUGCAGACGCGAGCAACACUAAAGUUUUUAUGAAAAUCCAUAAAACCAGAAAUAAGCUGUGAAAUGUAAGACGUCCAGAAAUCAUACGCCUAUUUUUUAAAUGAAUUUGUCAUGUUUGUUUGUUGACUGAAUGCCUAAGACAUGUGUGAAGUGUAUGAGUCUCACUGAAUGGGUACUACACCCAAAAUAUUUAUACUCACUUAUAAUAACCGGAUCGGCAAUAGCCACCAUGAAAACACGAUGAAAAUCUGCGCCUUUCCAAAGAGGAAUGGCAUUUUGUUUUCAGUUGAGAGCCAUGCUGGCAAAACAGUCUCCAGACUGUGUGAUUUAAGAAACAUAAGGGUCGCCCAUACCCGAGGCUUAUUCUCGAAGCUGUUAUCUUCCA